AUGGUGAAUGUCAUCGCAUCCAUUAUCAUCCAAGCAAUUCUGCUUGCGUUGGCACUCGUCGUUAUCGUACUCAAGAGCUUGGCGCGCGUUCUCUCCAAGCAGUCGGUGCUCAAUCUCUCCGAUGCCUUUGCUUGGUUUGGCUGGCUGUUCACGCUGGGAUGGUUCAUCUGCUCGACGCUUGCGCUGAAGAUCCUCCUCGACACUCCUGCGAUUGGUGACGAGCUUGUUGUCAAUUCUGUGCCGUAUCUAAAGAUCGUCUUCGUCGCUCAGUACAUGUUCGAUAUCGGUAUUUACUUUCCAAAGAUCUCGAUCACGCUGUUCUAUUGGACUCUUAUCCCCCGGAUCACGGGACCGUUGCGAAAUACAUUACUUGGAAUCUCGGUAUAUCUCGGUUGCGCCAUGGCUGCGACAAUACUCACGAACACAUUGAUAUGCCUUCCAAUUUCUGAUAACUGGUCCAUCAAGAACCAAUUGAGAUCGACAUGGAACUCGUAUGCCGCCUUUGUUAUCCAAUGGUGUCUCAACUUCUCCACAGAGUUACUCGCCUUCUUCUAUCCAUUCUUUCUGCUCAAGCACAUCGCGCUCCGCAAGGAGCAGAAGCUCGCCCUCGUCGGCGUCUUCUCCCUGGGCGCUAUUACGCUGAUUGUCAGCCUCGCAAGAUUCAUCGCUUACAAUGCGACCGACUUUGAACUGGAGGAUGAAUCUGGCAAUAUCCUCACAACAGCAGAGAUGAGCACAGCCGUCCUCGUCGUUUGCCUCCCCGGUCUCCGACGAUUUAUCGGCCGUUCCAAAACACCGACGCAAUCAUCGCGAUCGAACCCAGCCAGCAACCACGGCAUACACGUCCAAAUUUCCACCAACAACACAUCCAAGCCGCGCCCUCAACAAUCGUCGUACAAGAAGUGGGGCGUGAGGGAUGAUGAGAUUGGACUGGUGACACAUAUUCGUGCGGGCGACUCUACUGAGAUGAUAGAUAUGGAGGGUCAAAGUACGGAUGGGAAGAGCGGGAAGACGGUUACUCUGGAGUCCAUGUAG
Messenger RNA from Fusarium sp. VM40, 1035 nucleotides. The record is from the annotation of a GenBank genome assembly. NCBI's taxonomy places the organism in Eukaryota, Fungi, Ascomycota, Sordariomycetes, Hypocreales, Nectriaceae.